GUUUAAACAGAGAAGUACUGUACAACUCCUCCUUCGCCGGUGACAACUCUACUUCGGCACUUCUUGGAGAUUUAAAAAAUAAGAGGAAGCUAGAGAGCCGGAUUCCUGGAGUACUUUGUCUCACACGGUGCACUCGGGGGACUACUGCGUGAAACACCACCGGGGGCUGGAUGUCUACAUGCUAACAGCCGAAACCAAGGAAGGGGGAAAGGCCAGCUUGGAGGAUGACAUACGGCAGCUUCAGAAACACAUGCAGAGCCACCGGCACAUGAAUUUAAGGAAGCAGACAGAAUCUGUGCUAAGAGAUUCUGGGAAUAGCUGCAGUAGAGGAACAGAGCCCGAUGGUCACCCAGCCACUACCUCUCAGAGGCUAGAAGAAAUGGCAAGAGAAGGAGGGAAGGAAAGCCCAUCUGAUCUUAUUCACCUUGACAGCAGGCAGCUCUUGGACCAAACCCACCAGGAGGACAAAUGCAACAGCAAGAGUUUGGGAGCUGUCAAUGACGCACCAAAGGACUUACAGAGCCUGGGGGAUGCAAAGAACACAGAGCGCUCCUGUGAAAGUAAAAAUACAGUGAUGUUGAGUAAAAAGGAAGAGGAGGAGCCAGCCUCUGUUACAGGCUCUGGGACUGUAUCGGACAAAAACGACUGCACACUCAGCCUGUGUGUAGACGUAAACGGUGCUGUAAGUCUUCCAUCCUGUGGAAAUACAAAUGAGGAAGCUGGAAUGACAUCUGCUGGAGCUGUUUUGGAUCCCACCAACUUGUGCAGUAAAGAUAGUACCCAUCAGGAAGUGCAAGUUGCUGAAGAGCGUGCAGUUGAAAGUGCUGUUACAGUGGCUGAAACGGCAGGCAAAACGCCAGCUUCCCCGGUGGCCGUGGAUGUGGCUAUGGGCCAAACUGAAUGCAGGAACUGUGCAGGGACAGCUGAUAGGGCUCCAGGCCCGCAGCAGGUAGAGGAUGGGAUGGCUGAGACCAGUGAAAUGAAGACUGCAACACUGAAAGAGCAAUCACCAGCUAAGGAAGAGUCAGCCAGUGCUGCUCAGCCCUUGCUCUGUGGUUUUAAUGGCACUGACUGUGCAGAUGAGGAGGAUGCAACUGUGCAAGCGAUGCCAACAUGUGACGAUACCAAUGGAGAUGUUAGCACUGAUGAUCUCUCCGUUGGCUUUUGCAAGACCAGUGAUAAGAGAGAGCCCGGAGCAGACUCGUGCACUGAUCAGGUAAACAACAGCUUCUUAGAAAACCAAGACAAUCCCCUUGUCAAGGACAGGCAGGACAUCACUGCGAACACUGGGGCAGUGUUGCCAGCAGUGAAUGGGGCGAAGACUCCAGCGUGUGCACCAAAACACGAUCCCGUUUUGGAAAUCCAUGACAGCAUUAAGAAUGGGGAGCAAGAAUUGCAGGUAGAAGGUGGUAGCACGGAUGCAAAAUCUAGCUCGCUGUGGCUGGGAGACAGUGUGGAAACUGAUGGUCCCAAUGCUAAACCUGAAAAUGAUGAAGUUGAUAGACCUGAUCAAAGCAAUGCGGAACUGGUAUGUUGCCAGGAAAGCAGUAAGAUCACUGAAUUUGCAAAUGCAGCGAUGGAGAGCGUUGAAGCCCAUGAAGAACAGGCAGUAGGAACUGAUACCAGCAGCAGUGGAGAUGAAGGAAGGACUGAUUCUGCAAAUGGAGGUCAGGAAAUCACUAGCUCUUGCCCUUCUGUCGAUGAAACUAGUGUUAAAGAUGAAAUGGGUGACAGCUUAAAAUUAGACACUGCUCAAGAGAGCAAACAUGAGCCUGGAUCACUCCCUCCAGAGGAUGCGAGCUCACGCCUGCCAGAAAAAGAGCCACCACAAGAUGAAGCAGAAAUAGCAGGAAGCGCUCCUGAACAGGAGGGGCUCAGCGAGGAGGUGAAGUCGCUCUCUCCUUUACCUGGAGGAGAGGGGCCAUCUGCUAGUCAGGAGGGAGCUGCUGCAGUGGCACCUCUCGGGCAGGAGACAGCUCUGCAAGGUAAUGACCCUGAAGUAUCUCCGUGUGCCAAGGGUGCAGACCGUAUACAGGAUAAUUUAAUGGGCACACCCUCUGUAAUUCAUAAUGAAGACUCUAAACAAAACCAGGAAGUGGCAGCAGCAGCAGGCUCAGCAGGGCUGCCGGAGCAUGGCAACGCUGCCGCGCAAGCAGGCUUGCCCGUAGAGCAUGCGGGGGAAGAGGGCUCUUGGGAGCAGAGCCUCUCCCAGCAGGCUGAAGGAAACGAAGCCCAGCCUAACCAGGAGGCUUGUGAAAGUGACAGGGAGAAGGUUUUGUCGGAGGAACUUGCUGCUGCUGUUGUGAAAGCUGCCAGCAGCCAUGAGGUGUCUGCAGCAGUUAGCAGCGCUGCAGACGCUGGGCUGACAGAGAAGGUCCUCAGUGAGGAAGCAUGUGAGACCGUGACAGUGGAGGCAGAAGUCAUUGUGCAAGACCCUGAAUCAGAAGACAAGUCAGCAGAUGCAGUGGACAAUCCUUGUCCGGAUGCAGGGCCAAACCAAGAAUGUCAACCCCAUCAAGGUCUGCAAGGAGCCUCUCUGCACAGCAUCACCCCAGAGCUAAAGGACCCGUUGGAAAUGGAGGCACCAGCAGCUGCCUGUGAGGAUAAGGAGGUGUUAAGGGUAGCGGCAAUCACCCCUGUAGCAAUGUAUCCGGAAGAGCAGGAGAAUAUGGACAGCGUGCUUCCCAGAGCGACCCUUCAGCCAAUUGCCGAAGAGCCCACGUGUGACAGUGACUCCAGCACAGACACUGUCUGCCUGGCCAGCGAGAGCGAAGCUGGUCCUGAUGCAAAGGCAGCUCAGGGGGAGGUCUUGGCUGAGCCUGAAGAAUGCAAAGCGAAGCAAAGCCAAGCCGUAUUGGAAUCGACCUUCUCGCAGGGUUCGUGCCGUUUAAAUGCUGUUGAGUCACUGGAGAAUGUGGGAGUAAAGAGUUUGGUUUCGGCAGAUGAUGGCUUUUCUCUGGAUAAAGUUCCUAAAAUGGUAAAAAGUUUUGAUGCAGUAGUUUUUGCAUCGGAGACACCUUGUUCCCCUGAAUUACCAGAAAGUGCGGGGCUUGAACCCUGGCCUGCAGUGGAUACAGCAACCAGCCUUAAUGGAGAAACGGAUUUAAGCUCCCCAGCAAAGAGGAGGAACAUCAGCCCGGGAGCACAAGGAUCUGAGCCUGGUACAGGGAAGUUGGAAAUGAAAACUGAAGAUGAGGUGGAUUUUAUGAAAGAGCACAAAGAGAGCACGGCCUGUGAGGGAGCGAUAAACCGUGAAAGCUGGUGUUCAUUAGAGCCAUGUCCCGAUUCUUCACUGCUGGAGCCAAGGCGGACCCGGGAGUCUCCAGAAUGUGAAAACUUCUUGGAGGAUGGGCUGAGCCGUGUGUGUGCCUCGUCACAGGAAGUCCUCAAAAGAGAGUCCGGGAGUGAGACUGAGCUCUUCCCCUUGCCUGGUGAUGGGAUGGAAGAUAUUGUCUUUGGAAAGCAACCUGAAGAGGAGCAGUCAGCAUGUGAUGUCACCAGCUCCAGUUCCUCUGCCGAUGACACCAUGUCUUUGGAAAGAAACUCAUCCCUGGGCAGCGACACUUCCCUUCCCUUCCCACCGACGCUGAACUUCAUGAGGCCCAAGGACAGGUACAGUUUGGACGGAAGCUGCAUUAACAUGGUGGCUGCGGAGGGAAGAGGAGGUGAACCCACUGGCCCAGGAGAGACGGAAGAAGAGUUGGAUAGCAUAACAGAUGUGCCUGCGCAUUCCUCUGUCUUGAGAAACCCCAUGCGACCGCUGUCACCUUUCCGUCGGCAUAGUUGGGGGCCAGGAAAGAAUGCCACCAACGAAGCAGAAAUAAAUCAGAGGAGUUCUAUGCGAGUUCUGGGGGAUGGUAUAAAGAAGCCUCCCAUUCAUAGGAGAAGUUUGAGCUGGUGUCCCUCUGGCGUACAGUUCAUUGCCAUGGGUCCUGACUUUAAUUGUAGAAGUUACAGCCUAGAAGGCCUUGCUGGAGAGGCUGGUGAGAACAAGAAGCCCUCAGCAAGCUUGGAGGCGUCUCCUCUGAGUUCCAAGGACCUCCGACAAAGUCCGCUGGCCAGUGAUGAGUGCGGGUCCUUGGUCUCGCUCACUGAAGAACUUGAGCAGGGGGAAAUCAGAGACUAUGAUCACCAGAUGCAUCAAAGAUCACAGCCGCAAGGAUUUCAUUUCUGUGCUUCUGCUGUUUCUUCUCCACUGACCAAAUCUAUGUCUCUAAUGGCAAUUAGUAAACCAGUUCUGGACACUUUUCCAGCUACACGACAGUUCAGCGGCCCCAGCAGCUCCUCAGUUCACAGCAUAUCUGAAGAGAGCACCAGUGUCCCCUCUGGUAAAGGUGGAACAAAAGUCAGUCGCACCUUCAGCUACCUCAGGAAUAAAAUGUCCAGCAGCAAGAAGAGCAAACAGGAAAAAGAGAAAGAGAAAGAGAAGACUAAAGAGAAAGACAAGGAUUCCAAGGAGAAGGAAAAAGACAAGAAGCUGCUGAAUGGGCAUCUCUUCACUGCAACCUCUGUUGUAGCCCAAGCAACCUGUUACCACUGUAUGAAACCUUUCAAUAAGGAUUCGUACUACUGUGCAAACUGCAAUGCAAUUGUUCACAAAGGCUGUAAGGAGAGUUUUGCCUCUUGUGCCAAGGUCAAAAUGAAGCCACAGAAAGGGAUGCUGCAGGCACAUGAUACCUCUUCAUUACCCACAGUAACCAUGAGAAACAAAAGCUCGCAGCCUAAGGAGCGCCCGCGCUCUGCAAUACUUGCUCCUGAUGAAAACACCGUAACCUCGAUAUUCAAUAACAGGAGAUCACAACAGACUACAGCACUUUCAAAGAGUGUCUCCAUACAGAACAUUGCAGGAGUGGGCAAUGAUGACAGCUUAAUACAUACUUGGAAAUUCCUGUCGCAGUCAACAGACUCUUUGCAUAAAAUCAGCCGGGUGAACGAAUCCAUGGAAUCACUAAUUGAUGAGGGUGCAGACAUGAAUGAAGGACAGCUGAUGGGAGACUUGGAACUAGAUUCGAAGCAGCUGGAGGCAGAAUCCUGGAGCCAAGUAGUGGACAGCAAGUUCUUACGACAGCAGAAGAAAGAUAUUGUCAAACGGCAAGAUGUCAUUUACGAGCUAAUGCAGACAGAAAUGCACCAUGUCCGCACCCUGAAGAUAAUGAAUGAUGUAUACAGUGCAGGGAUGGUAAAGGAGCUGCAGUAUGAUCAACAUGUAGUAGACAAGAUCUUCCCCUGCCUGGAAAACUUGCUGCACAUCCACAGUCACUUCUUCCAGCGGAUUCUGGAAAGGAAGAGGGAGUCCUUGGCAGACAAAAGUGAGAAGAACUUUGUUAUCAAGAGGAUAGGUGACAUCCUGGUGAAUCAGUUCUCUGGUGAGAGUGCUGAGCGAAUGAAGAAAACGUACGGCAAGUUCUGCGGGCAUCACAAUGAGGCUGUAAAUAACUUCAAAGAUCUGUACUCAAAGGACAAGCGGUUUCAGGCAUUUGUCAAGAAAAAAAUGAGCAGCUCGGUGGUGAGACGUCUUGGGAUUCCUGAGUGUAUCUUAUUGGUAACACAGAGAAUCACAAAGUACCCAGUCUUGUUACAAAGGAUACUGCAGUACACCAAAGAAAAUGAAGUGGAACAUCAAGACUUGACUCAGUCGUUAAACCUUGUUAAAGAUGUGAUUGCUGCGGUCAAUAGCAAAGUCAGCAAUUAUGAAAAGAAAAUGCGUCUUGAUGAGAUUUACAACCGGACAGAUAGCAAGUCCAUCAUGAGGAUGAAGAGCGGCCAGAUGUUUGCAAGAGAGGACUUGCGGCAUCGGAAGCUCAUCCGAGAUGGGCCUGUUUCACUGAAAAAUGCAGCGAGCCGGUUGAAAGAAGUCCAGGCUGUUCUCCUCUCUGACAUGCUCGUCUUCCUUCAGGAGAAGGACCAGAAGUAUGUCUUUGCCUCACUGGACCAGAAGUCCACUGUGAUCUCUCUGAAGAAGCUGAUCGUACGAGAAGUGGCGCAUGAAGAGAAGGGUUUGUUCCUGAUCAGCAUGGGUGCCAAAGAUCCCGAAAUGGUGGAAGUCCAUGCCAGUUCCAAGGAAGAGCGCAGCAGCUGGAUACAGAUCAUUCAAGACACAAUAAAUACAAUGGAUAAAGAUGAAGAUGAAGGAGUCCCUAGUGAGUCUGAGUUGGAAAAGAGAGUGUCGGACACAAAAGUGAGAGAACUGAAAGAACAACUUCAGCAGAAGGAUAAGCAGAUCCUCAUCUUGCUGGAGGAGAAGGAGAAGAUCUUCAGGGACAUGGCAGACUGCUCUGUGCAAGAGGACCUGCCAGGCUCCAGAGUGCUCUUCAGAGCCAACACAGAGGAGGCACCAAAAGGAGAGGCCAUUAUGAAAAGUGCAAUAAAUGAAGUUGAACUGCUGCAAAGCCUGGUGAGCAGGAGCCUAGGCAGUGCCCUUGGACAGCAGGUCAGCAGCACUGCCAUCGAACAAGAAGGAGGAGUUGGCCCCAUCUCUCUCCCUAGACGGGCAGAAACUUUUGGAGGAUUUGACAGUCAUCAGAUGAAUGCCUCCAAGGGUGGAGAUAAGGAUGAAGGUGACGAUGCUCAGGACCUUCGGAGAACAGAAUCAGACAGCAUUUUAAAGAAGGGUGGAAAUGCUAAUCUUAUGUUCAUGUUGAAAAGGAAUAACGAGCAGGUUCUCCAAAGCAUCACCAACCUCCAUAAGCUGCUCAGUGCUUUGCAGGCUGUGGUGCUGCAGCAGGACACCUUCAUCGAGGACCAGAAGCUGGCUCUGAGUGAGAGAGCACUGACCCGAAGCCUCUCCCGGCCAAACUCCUUGAUAGAGCAGGAGAAGCAGCGCAACCUGGAGAAGCAGCGCCAGGAGCUGGCUAACCUGCAGAAGCAGCAGGCGCAGCACCAGGAGGAGAAGCGGAGGCGAGAGAAGGAGUGGGAGGCCCGGGAAAAGGAGCUGACAGAGCAGGAGGCCCACCUGGCCCAGCGAGAGGAGCAGGUCCAGAGAGGACGUCAGGAUCUUGAACGGGAGCGGGAAGAGCUGCAAGUGAAGAAAGCUUCCUACCAGCUUGACUUGGAGAGGCUUCGUACAGCACAGAAACAGCUGGAGAGGGAAAAGGAGCAGCUCAAGAGAGACAUGGAGCGAUUACCUCAAACGCGGUUGGAGCCUGACCACAACCAGGUUUCAAAUCUACAUGAGAAACUUGCAAGAGUCCCCUCCCUGCCCAGCCCCGAAGAUUCCUCCAAGCAGAAAAGCCCUUCCCUUCCCAAACAGGGGCACUUUGAUGCAGAACUGUCUGUGUCUCCCAAAAGGAAUAGUCUUUCAAGGACACACAAAGAGAAAAGCACUUUCCAUUUGCUUAGCACAACAAACCAGACUAACAAGGCGGCUGAAGGACAGCCCCAGAUGCCUACCCGCCUCUUCAGUUUAGCCAAACCAAAGGAGAAAAAGGAAAAGAAGAAAAAGGGCAAAGGACAUCGCUCCCAACCAUCUGAUUCUCACUCAUCAGAAGCACCGCCAGAGGGUGAGGAGAUCUUUUGCUGAGCGCCAGCACCGGCUCUGCAGGAGUACACCUUGCCUCCGCUGUGCUGCAGCUGGACCCCCCUCCCCGAGGCUGAAGCCCAUGGCUCCUCCUCUGCCCAUCAGUCUCACUCGACUUUGGUACAGUGGACAUCUCCCUGCCUGCUCCGCAGCGCGCUUCUGGUGCCUGCAUCUGACAAGCUACCCGGGGGUUUUAAAUAAAACAUGUUGUAAAGGUCUGUAAGUGGUGGGAAAAGGCCUCUCUCCUUUGGUUUUGCAUGAAUUCUCUCUGCAGAGGCUGACUGCACUGCAAAUAGUACCGUCUUUCUGUGCAAACCUUGAUUUAAAUCGAUUGGGAUGAGAGAACAUAGCCUUAAGGGGUCUGUGCCUUCAAAUUCCCCUUUUCUGGGGAACAUAACCAAAACUAAGCAUUUAGCAAAAGAUUAGGACUCUACAAAUGGUGCGUACACACUGGCAUAUAUAGAUAUACUGUAUAUAUACAUAUAUGUAUCUAUGUAUCCCCUGGGAUAUGCUUCCAGUCUGUACAGCCAAGCUUAGCUCGGCUAGUGGGGAUAGAUGAUACCUGAUGACUUUCAGGGAGCGCGUAGAUAUUAAAUAUCUUGCCCUUACUACUCAGAUUGUAACUCCAUUGACUUGCACACCCCUUUUGUGCUCGUGGGAUGUGGCAUGUUUCAGAUCAGCAAGGUACCUUACACCAAGAAGCAGUAACAGUGCGAAAAAUAAAAAUUCAGGAAAAACCUAAAAUUUGGGGGGGAAAGUAAAAUUGAAAGUAUUUCCAAAAGAUUUCAGUGGAGUAGAGGAAUUAAAUGUUAAACUCUUUCCAAAAUAAAGCAGAAUAUCUUUGGGUGUGUUGAAAAUGAUGCAAAAGAGAGAAGUUGACUAAGCUUGUGAGGCGACCCCAGGGAGCCAGAACAGUGUUCAAAUGGGAACAGCUCGAAGCAGCCUUUUCUAAGCAAUCUCUGUGACCUCCAGCUCAUUCCUUCCCAUUACUCGCUAAGUUAAGACUUUUUUUUUUUGGCCAGAAUAUUUCUCCAUUUGCAUUGGACAUCUCUUCAUACAAACCUGAUGACUUAUUGGAGAAAUGGCCGAAAGUACGCUUUUAGGGAUCUUUGUUUUGUUACGUGUAUUUUUUCUUCCCCUACUUUUUACGUUACAACCGAGCUUAUGUUUCUCUGGAUUUUGUCAGCUUCUCUAGCUUUUUUCUAACCCAAAAGGACAGAAGAGCAAUUUCCAAGCACUUCAGUAAAGACGUCACAGGACUGAGUGCUGUGAGCAGAGUGACCUCUCGGGAGAGGCAGUUCCUAGUUCCUACGCCUAUACAGUACUGUGCACUUAGGACCCAUUACGGGGAAGAAAAUCUAUUCUUACGGACGAAACACCGUGUGACAGGUCUAAAGGCCUGGCGCGCUAGGUCCAUGUCCAUCACCGCGUGCUCUCUGGUGAGCAGAGUCCAUGCACCUCCAUGUUGCCGUCCGCAGAGCAGGCAGGCUCGCAGACAGCUCUCGGGAUGCUGAAUGCAAUGCGUUUGUACAGCUGUUGAAUAUGGGGACGUAUUUAACGGGGGAAGAAGAAUGCAGCAGGGCAAAUUUUUCCCAAAGUUCGUGUUCUUCCAUACCCUGUCAGUGGACUUGCCCCCGCGAAUUUGUAAAUGGUUAUGAGUCACUAUCAGCUUCGAGUAGCUCAAGGGUUUGCUCAAACAGUUUGAAGCUGCUGAGUGCAUUUCCUUUCCUCCCAGUUUUUCUUUUUAAAAAAAAGGCAAAAAGAAAAAACACUUUUUUUCUUGCACUAUCAUUUGAUCUCAGUUUGCUCUUUAGCUUCUCACAAGCUAGUCCCAGUUUUCAGAGUUCAGUGCUAAGGAGUAGCAGCAGCAUUGGCAGUGAGGUCGAUGCUUAAACUGGUCUGCCUUGAUCAGCGCGGGAAUCCUGAAUAGCCCGCUUGCUUUUGAAGCUCUCUAAACUAUUAAGAUUCAAAAAAGAAAGAAAGAAAGGAAAGAGGUUUGAGAUUUAUUAUUUUGGGGGGUUUUUUUAAGAUUUUUUGGUGCUUGUUCUUAAUUGCAAGCAGGGCUUGCAAAAAUAUUUAUCUUUCUGUUUAUUUGAAAGAGUUCUUUUUUUAAAA
Struthio camelus australis is the source of this 9631-nucleotide messenger RNA. RefSeq names its product A-kinase anchoring protein 13 (gene AKAP13). Gene Ontology annotation, cellular component: actin cytoskeleton; membrane. The record is from RefSeq and is a predicted model, not a curated record. NCBI's taxonomy places the organism in Eukaryota, Metazoa, Chordata, Aves, Struthioniformes, Struthionidae. Gene Ontology annotation, molecular function: MAP kinase scaffold activity; guanyl-nucleotide exchange factor activity. Gene Ontology annotation, biological process: adrenergic receptor signaling pathway; regulation of Rho protein signal transduction; positive regulation of canonical NF-kappaB signal transduction.